Gadus morhua (Atlantic cod) is the source of this 9444-nucleotide messenger RNA. It is a transcript of the gene agap1, whose product is annotated as ArfGAP with GTPase domain, ankyrin repeat and PH domain 1. Lineage: Eukaryota; Metazoa; Chordata; Actinopteri; Gadiformes; Gadidae. The record is from RefSeq and is a predicted model, not a curated record. Gene Ontology annotation, molecular function: protein binding; GTPase activity; GTP binding. Gene Ontology annotation, biological process: activation of GTPase activity.
UGGGAUGGGUUCCGUUUGAUGUUGCGAUCGCGACGGAUGGCUCCCCCGCAAUGUGUAUAAUUUACCGGUCGUCCCCUUGUGCAAGCCGAGAGGAGGGGACAGGCGUGUGUUGGUGGGGUGAUGUGUGUUGGUAGGCCUACCCACCGAAUGCCUCAAAACCGAAACAUUGUGGGGAAAAGCGACAUAGGGAGAGAGGGGGAGGGAAACCUGUACGCCAUUCGUAGUUUGUCGGUUGAUGUACCUGUCACUUCCACACUGGUGUGUGUGUGUUUGUGUGCUUGUAUGUGUGAUGACUUUAUUUAUUUGUGUGUCUGUGAUGACUUUAUUUAUAACCUUUAUAUAUAACCUGGGUGAAAUCGAGAGUAGUGUGAAUUUUCUCUUCUUGCCAAUUAAAUUGUGUUGGUGUGUGUGUGUUUUGUAUACGAGAAUGCGUUCCGCGUUCACCGCUCGGCUACCGAUCAGGAGUGUGUGUGUGUGUGUGUGGUUGGGUGAAAGUUGAUCACGGCUUCCGCUAAUCCCCUCCUAAUCUGGAGUAACGAUCCAGAGAUUGUCGAAGGUGAUGCGUUAAGAGAAUCUAGGCUAUUGGUGGUUGUUGCUAAUCUCAUCAGCGCCACACUGACCUGCCCAGAAAAACUAUAAAGAAUUAAGAAGAUCGAAAUAGGAAUGACUUUCAAUUGACUACAUGGUGAAUUCAACAAUUAUAGAUGCGAAAAAAAAAAUCGCAUUACCUAGUAGGGAGUCAUUUCGUUUAGACCUACAACUCAUCAUAAUUCACUUGUGAAUUAAUAUCAGUGUGUCGUUUAACAUGUCCAUGUGUCUGACGAGGCAAGACGUCUCCCGUGUGGAGCAGAAAAGCCCUCUUGACACUCUUUAUUCGGAGAUAUGUUAUCGCUCCUUGCUGCCGUUCUUCAGGUUAUCUCCGUCGCGGGGAGCUUUAAAGGUCUUGAUGGACAGGGAGGGGAGGCUAAACUCCUCCCUGAAAGGGAACCGCACGCUGCAAAACCCGGAAUGGAUCACGGUGCCCUGCAUUGGGCGAACUGCGUGUCUUGGGGAUGCCAAAAAGAGAUGCAAUGCAAAUAAAUAAGCGCUGCAAAAUCUUAUCUCUAUUUGGUCGAUAGUAUUAUAUAUACGUCAAUAAGGAAUUUAAUAUAUUGUGCAAAAAGGAAAGAACACCUUAAUCUGAGAUCAUGCCUAUAGUAUUUGCUUCUGCGCAUUAGGUCAUUUUUUUUGGAAUACUUCUAGCCUAAUAUCUUAUUUCGCAAUUUAUUAUUCACCAUUAAUUAUCACAUCAUCACGUUUUAACAUCACCUCACUAGUGACAAGCGAAAUGUAAAAGACAAAAAUCCUGUCCUGUUCCUCUGAGAUCCAUUCCGUGUGUUCCAGCCGGUCUCCCUUCUCCUGGGUGAUCCAUGUCCCCGUGCAGACUGUCCUGUGAGUAAAACAGAGAGGAGCCUGGUGCGAGGGAUACGGGACUGCCGCGCGCUCGCUCGCUUUCUUUUUUUUCUUCGUCUUUUAAGUAAGAGCCACCGCGGGAGCGAGACACGAGGAAAGCGGGCAGGCAGACACUCUUGUUUCGCUUGUUUUACCGCCGAUCCCAUUUGCAUCAUAAUUGUACCCGGCGCGAUGAAAGCGCCGAAGUGCACUUCAUCAGCUGGAGAGCGCAAGCUGGCUUCGCCGCGGGGGAUGUGCGCGCACACAAUGGGGGACGUCGCGCUCGCUGCGCCCGGGCCACGGUGUCAGGAUUUCUCGGUUCUCGGUCUAUAAUGGGGCGAAUCACCGGAGCUGGAACGUCAAUAAAGGGAAAGGAAAGCAGGUGAACGUGCGCCGUCACGAGCGGGUCGAGGGAAAGCGGGUCGAGGGAAAGCGGGUAUCCAGACGGGAUCAGACAGGGCCCGGUUGGUAGUUUGUUUCUGGUGGGUUUGUAAAGCUCUGCUUGUCAGCAGCCCCCGGGGCAGUACGCGGUUUUAAACAGAGAGGACGGACGUGUGGGUGUUUCAUUUGUUACCAGUUAAAAAAUUCCGUUGGGAUAACUGGAAUGUAUUUCCGGCGACUGAGUCCCAUCUCUCUCUCUCCGCACAUCUGGAUAGUCUGAAGUGCCAACUGUCUCCUCGCCUCUUCAUGCUGCUCGUUUCCGUGCGCUGUUUUCUUCGGAACGUUUUGCAGCGUUAAAAAACCUAAAUAAAGUCUUUAUUUAUAUUUGCGCACGGUCCACGUUGCUGGGUCGGUGAAGAAUGCAACUUAUCACCAGCGAGGACACGAUGGAGCGCGAUACGCCAACCAGGAAAACCGUGUACCGCAUCUCCCUCACCCUGGUGAAGAAGGAGAGCGCGGAAGAUGGGAGCACCAGCGCCAAUAACAACAACGACAACGACGUUAGCCCCGCGCCGUGCCGCCGUCCGGACAACGCCAAGACGUGCGCCGCCGCGCGACGCGACUGCUCCUCCGAGCGGAAGCGCGGCGCGCUGCUCGAGCAGCUGCGCGAGGUGGUGGAGGAAGAGGAGACGGACGACUUCAGCUCGCCGUCGCACCGGCGCAUGAGGAACUUCCGGACGUUCAGCACGGGGCAGCUGGAGCUGGGCCGGCUGAAGCUGGCCCGGAAGCACCUCUUCAAGAAGGAGGCCCGGGAGCCGGCGACCAGCCCGCUGGCCGAGACGCCGCCCGCCGUGUCCCCACCUCAGGGGGGAGGGAGGGGCUUCGGGGACGCCAACGCCAACGGGACGCCGUCCCCCACCGAGAACGGCAGCACUCCAAAGCGGAAAAGACUCCUGAAGGCUAAAAGCACAGAGGAGAAGAUGGCCGAGGUCGUCUCGCCCCGGUCACCGCCGGCGUCUGACCGGGACUCCGGGAGCAACGAGAACGGCGCCUCCAGUCCGGAGGCCACGCCCCCGCAAGACGGCAAGCCGGGGCUGUUGCGCCGGAGCUUCAGCUUUCGCCACUGGACGGGCGUGGAGAUGCUGCGGCUGCGCGCCCUGUCCAAGGAGAAGCACCACGGCAGCUCCGGCUGCAUCGGGCGCCACGCCGCCGCAGGCCCCGCCUCCGACGCCGCUGCCGCCGCCGCCGGAGACCAGAGCAACAACAACGUCUUCCUCGCGGCCACCUCUCCCUCCUCCCCUCCCUCCAGCUCCUCUUCCUCGGUGGCCCCCUCUUCGUCGUCUCUGCCCCGAGACGCGGCUGCGGCGGCGGCGGCGGCGGCGGCGGCCCCGCCCCGGGAGAAGAGCCGCACCCUGGAGGUCGGCGCCGUGCUCAGCAAGACGGCGUCGGCCACGGAGCUGAGCCGGCGGGAGCGCGCGCGCGCCGGGAAGAACCGCACGCUGGACAACAGCGACCUGCAGCGCAUGUCCCGGGAGGGGGGCGGCGGCGAGGGGGAGCGGGGGACGGGGCUGGGCGCCUUCCACCUCCUGCGGGGCGGGGGCGGGCGCUCCAGCGGCCACGAGAAGCGGCUGGUGCGCUUCUUCAGCGGGAUCUUCUCCCGCCGGGACAGCGGCGGUAGCGGCGGCGGCGGCGGAGAGGGGGGGUCGCCCGUGGGCAGCCCCGUGGGCGCGGAGCGUUCUCUGCGGCGCACCCGGAGAGCCUUCCUGUCCCAGUCCAGCACGGAGAGCAUGAACGGAGCGGCGACGCACGACGCCUUUGUGAACAGCCAGGAGUGGACCCUGAGUCGGACCGUCCCAGAACUCAAAGUGGGCAUCGUGGGUAACCUGGCCAGUGGCAAGUCGGCACUGGUGCACAGAUAUCUGACGGGAACGUACGUGCAGGAGGAGUCCCCAGAGGCUGACGUGGACGCAGGCGGUCGCUUCAAGAAGGAGAUCGUGGUGGACGGCCAGAGCCACCUCCUGCUCAUCAGGGACGAAGGGGGCCCCCCGGAGGCUCAGUUUGCGUUGUGGGUGGAUGCGGUGAUCUUCGUGUUCAGCCUGGAGGACGAGAACAGCUUCCAGACGGUGUAUCACUACUACAGCCGCCUGGUCAACUACCGCAACACCGCCGACCUGCCCCUCGUGCUGGUGGGCACGCAAGACGCCAUCACCUCGGCCAACCCGCGGGUGAUCGACGACAGCCGCGCGCGCAAGCUGUCCAACGACCUGAAGCGCUGCACCUACUACGAGACCUGCGCCACCUACGGCCUCAACGUGGAGCGGGUCUUCCAGGACGUGGCCCAGAAGGUGGCGGCCAGCAGGAAGAAGCAGCAGCUCUCCAUCGGACCCUGCAAGUCCCUGCCCAACUCCCCCAGCCACACGUCGGUCUGCUCCAACCCCGUGGCGGCAGUCCACAUCACACAGACCAGUAACGGCGGCGGUAGUCUUAGUGACUACUCGUCCUCCGUCCCCUCCACGCCGUCCACCAGCCAGAAGGAGCUGCGCAUCGACGUGCCGCCGGCCACCAACACGCCCACGCCCGUCCGCAAGCAGUCCAAACGGCGCUCCAACCUCUUCACCUCCCGCAAGCCCAGCGACCCGGACAAGGACAAGAAGGGCCUGGAGAACCGGGCGGACAGCAUCGGGAGCGGCCGGGCCAUACCCAUCAAACAGGACUACAUGCAGAACGUGCACGGCAAGGAGAUCGACCUGCUGCGGACCACGGUGAAGGUCCCGGGGAAGAGGCCUCCGCGGGCCGUGUCGACGUGCGCAGUGGUCCCCAUCCCCAAGACCAACGGGCUGGCCAAGGACAUGAGCAGCAUGCAGCUGGGCCAGGCGCCAGGCUCAGUGAGCAGCAGCACCUCUGCGUCCCAGAUGACCAGCGGGGUGAGCCUGGUGUCGUUCCCGGGCCGGCCGGCCGGGCUGGAGGGCAUGCACCAGCGGUCCUACUCGGUGUCCAGCGCCGACCAGUGGGCCGACGCCACCGUCAUCGCCAACUCCGGCGUCAGCACCGACACGGGCCUGGGGGACUCGGUGUGCUCCAGCCCCAGCAUCUCCAGCACCACCAGCCCCAAGAUGGAGCCGCCGCCGUCGCCCCACGCCAACCGCAAGAAGCACCGGCGGAAGAAGAGCACCAGCAACUUCAAAGCGGACGGCCUCUCUGGUACUGCGGAAGAACAAGAGGAGAACUUUGAGUUCACCAUCGUAUCGCUGACGGGCCAGAUGUGGCACUUUGAGGCCACCUCGUACGAGGAGCGCGACGCCUGGGUGCAGGCCAUCGAGGGCCAGAUCCUGGCCAGCCUGCAGUCCUGCGAGAGCAGCAAGAACAAGUCUCGUCUGACCAGCCAGACGGAGGCCAUGGCCCUUCAGUCCGUCCGCAGCCUGCGUGGGAACUCCCGCUGUGCAGACUGUGAAGCGCAGAGCCCCGACUGGGCCAGCCUCAACCUGGGCUCCUUGAUCUGCAUCGAGUGCUCGGGGAUCCACCGGAACCUGGGCACCCACCUGUCCCGCGUGCGCUCCCUGGACCUGGACGAGUGGCCCCUGGAGCUCAUCAAGGUGCUGUCGGCCAUCGGCAACGAGCUGGCCAACAGCGUGUGGGAGGCCAACGCCCAGGGGCGGCACAAACCCACGCCAGACGCCACACGGGAGGAGCGCGAACGCUGGAUCCGGGCCAAGUACGAGCAGCGGCUCUUCGUGGCGCCGCUGCUGCCGCCGGGCGGCGCCGGCGACCUGUCCCUGGGCCAGCAGCUGCUGCACGCCACGGCGGAGGAGGACCUGCGCGCCGUGGUGCUGCUGCUGGCCCACGGCUCGCGGCCGCAGGUCAACGAGACGUGCGGCGAGGGGGACGGACGCACCGCCCUGCACCUGGCCAGCCGCAAGGGCAACGUGGUCAUCGCCCAGCUCCUCAUAUGGUACGGCGUGGACCUGAUGGCGAGGGACGCCCACGGCAACAGCGCCAUGGCGUACGCGCGGCAGGCGGGCAGCCAGGAGUGCGUGGACACGUUGGCGCAGUACGGCUGCCCCGACGAGCGCUUCCCGCUCAUGGCCACGCCCAACCUGUCCCGCCGCAACACCAACCGCAACAACAGCUGCAGCAGCUCCGGAAGCACCGCCCUCAUCUGACCUCCGACCCCUGCCCGCCUCCAACCGCCACACAGCCCCCCCCGCACCCCCAAGCCCCUCUUCAACUUCACUAGUGACUUCCUGUGCGGCGCGACGGCGCUCCCGGGGGUGAAAGGUCACCCCGAGCGUUGAGGGAGAAGGAGUAAACUGAUGUACAUACAAGCGGCCAAGAUGAACAAUUUGGCGUUUUCUUUUCUUUUGGCGACGUUGAAACAAAAGUGAUUUGGGAACCACUAAUUGUGCACUCCUUGUUGUGACCCCCCUCCCCCCCCCCCCGCCCUUCCGUCCACCACCUAUCCAUCACACACACACGGACCCAGACACACACACACACACACCCUGGACGCGCAACGAUGUCCCCUUUGGUGACUCGAGUGUAUAGACAUGAACAUGUUCCUGCAUAUCUCUAGUGUGACACGCAUCAUGUCAUAUCGGGAGGAAAGGACCUGCCCCCCCCCCUCCCAAAGCAUGCUGGGAAAUGUCUGUCAAACUACAGCUCAAGCAGUCGCACGUCGUCUCUGACCGAUGACCCUGCCGCCCGACGCUACGUCACAAACACGACGACACUACCUGCCUCCCGCACACACUCCUCUAUGGCUAUUCACAAGCAGCCAAUCAGUAGCCAGAUAUCGAUACACGCACCGCCCCCUAUUUUAAAUUCCUAAUAUGGGCAUGUCAAUUUAACAAACAGAGGGCCAGCUUAUUUUUGGCCUUUGGUGAGGCUGCAACCUGCUCCUAACCUAUGUCCCCAACGCAUCCUGUUUAUUGAUGCUAGCAAAUGAGACACCCCCUUUUUUAAACUUCUGUAGUAGUCUCUCACUCUCACUCUCACUCUCUCUCUCACACACACACAUUGUGUAGUAAUUGUAUAGAUUCAGUUGCCACUCAGGGACCCGACGCUGUCUUUAUUCCCUGUGUGACAUCCAAAUCCCUCGGUUGUGCGAGUCUAAACUCGGCUUUCGGGGCCGAUUCCUUUAUCUUCAAAUCCACUGAGUUCAGAGUGUGAACAGAAGCAGCCACCACCAGUAGAUAGCCAGUAUUACUUAACAUCGGCCCUGCGCCCUAAACACGCUGAAUGUACCAUUUAUAGACAUGUAGGAGACUGCUUCUUUCGGGUAGGUAUUAUAAAUAAGAUAAUCAACGUGUUGUAGACUAGCCUCGUUAAAGUUAGUUUGAUGUGAAGCGAGGAUGUGUGAAGGCCAGAGACGUGCUGGAGCUCGGUGUGCAUUUGCGGCGGGCAGAAGGGAAUGUACCUUUAAGGUUAGCCACACUUGCCUUCUGUUGUUCCCCACCAAUCACAGCGCUGUACGACGAUGAGUCGCCACCAGGGGGAGGGGUCUUAAAGGGGCUCUUCGUGUCCCUGUUCUGUAUUUAUCUGCCAAAAGAGGUCAUGUGAUAGAAUGACGAGGCCUGUAGAUGUAGACACGAUAACAAAGCAGCGACCGACUUAGUAUACAGCGCCAACAUGCUUACCCCGCCUCCUUUAACACAUUUCAUAUCCAAUCAGGUGCGUUUGCCCACUCCGCUCAGCCAAUUGGAUCAAAGGGCUUUGAACCCCUGUCAUGCUCUGUAAAUAGUCGAUCUCAUAUCUUUCUGACAUACCUUCUCUCUCUGUCUCUUAUGCUCUCUCAACUCUACUAUCCCACGUCUGUUGCUGGGGAUGUCAUGUAUAUUAUUACAGGAUACAGGAAGUAACCGUGGUUACUCGGACACUGCGUGCGUGCGUGCGUGCGUGUGUGUGUGUGUGUGUGUGUGUGUGUGUGUGUGUGUGUGUGUGUGUGUGUGUGUGUGUGUGUGUGUGUGUGUGUGUGUGUGUGUGUGUGUGUUUUACAAGCCAGGCCGUCUUGGCUGAAGGUUGGACAAGUUGACAUCCAACGAUUUUUUUAAAGUAAGCAAUGAGGACCGUAAACACUAAGCACGUCUAGUCCGCCCGAUGGAUCUUAUUUUAGAGUCACUGCCAUGGCCCCGUUUUAAGAAGACCAUCUAUCUGGAUUAUGUGCCAUCCAUACAUCCACCGACCACACCCUUCGGCCCGACCCAGUCAAACAUAUAAACCCUUUGCAAUGGCUUAACGGAGCUUCAGACGGAGCCUCCCUGACUGAAACUCUAGACGGUUUCAGUUUUUCACUUUUUUGUACGUUUUUUUCGGAAUUGUCUCGUGAGGUUCCGACGCCACGAACGUUGAUUACUGAAAUGCACUACAGCCGCCGUCGGUUGAGUCUGUCCCUCUUCAUCAUAACGGGGGAAAAACAAUGAAAUUCGCAUCGUUUAUCCGAGGUCCCGCAGCGGUGGCUCGCAUGACGAGAGAGUCGACCGCCCGCCCUCCUGACACUAAACAGAGAAGAGUUUGCCGCCAUUGGCCGGAGUUCACCAUUAAGACGCUAGGGGCAACCGCACGCACACAAGGUGCACUACUAUACGCACGCAACAGCGGCAGGACGGUUCGCCCGACAGGUAGCAUUAGCUUGUUCGGCCACACACUAGGCUCAAUUUUUAAGAUAAACUGACAGUUAGCGAGGGGAUGUCAAGUUCCACGUUAGCUUGCUCAAAUCAUAGGGGCUACUUCUUGCUUUUGCUCUUACCAAGCGUUCUACCUGGAAGCCGGUGGACUUCUCCAGAAAAACAAUUCUGCCAAAAACAACAUAAAAACUAGCAUGACGAGGAUUAUGAUAUCCAAACUAUACACCACUGAACUAUAGCGACAGCUAGCUUAAGAAAUAGCUGAAAUUAGCCAAUGAAUGCUAGCUGUGUGAACACGUAAAGCUCCCCGCUUCAGAAACCUCUGGCUGGACUCGGCCGGACGGCCACGGUUAACGACUAAUGCAACACAGCUGUGAAUAUGAAUAUACGCUCUCCUCCCCGUCUUGUUUUCGAAAGACGCCGGGUAAAGUUUUGGGAAAGACAGGCCAGUCCUAUGUUAAUCCUAUCGACGCCGACGUCGACAUUUUUUCUUCACGUGUACAUAGUAGUAAAAAGAAGCGAAAAAUGAAGAGAAAAAAAAAGAAAUAUUUAACACUCAUGAACUAUACGUUAAGUUUGUUGGGUUUUUCUGCCAUGUCUCGUGUUACCUCAUCCGCCUGUCAUCACGUGUGUAGCCUUUACCCCACGCCUCUCCCCUCUAACCCCGCCCCCCGCGGCCUGUCCAUCACACUAUUUAUGAACCCGCCUUGCAGACACUCCCCUAUGAGAGACACCUCUCUCGCCCAAUCCUACCGUUUUGUAUAUUGUAAACUUCUCCUGUCCAUCCAAAUUAAUUAUGAUGAUUACUAUCAAUGGAGUAUCAUCCGGACACAAUAUUGUUUGUAUGGUCAUUGUUAUUCUAAUUAUUAUUAUUGUUAUUAUUAUUAUUAUUGAGUUGUUUCUGUUGUUAUUGGCUGUACAGUUCUGUUGUUCAAAAAUUCUACCUAAUACAGAGUCUUUUACUGUAAUGUGUCUCUUUUCAAUAAAGACAAGAAUAAUGCUUCUUAAUAUA